AUGGAUACCUGUCUGUGUCUCACCUUCUGCCACAGGGCCUCUAUGGAGGCCAGACUGGAGCAGGCGGCGACGAACCAGCAGUUUCCCAGCUGCCCCUGGUUCCAGAUGUUGACCAGGUGGUUAACUCUCACAGCUCUCUUAUUGGCCGUCUCAGCGAAUCCGGAUCGAGCAGCUAUGGGUCGGGUCACUCCGGGCGUCGCACCGACCCGCGGGGUCAAAGGUCACCCGGGGGACGAGCUGACUUUAGUCUGUGGAGACGGAGCCAACGCAGGAGAGGUGCAGUACUGGCACACCCCCUUUGGAGACCUCCGGUCCGGGGGUUUCCACGGGGAACUGGACCCGGUGUUCGUGCACCCUGACGGGAGCCUGGUGGUCCCCAACAGCAGCGGCCUACACAGCGGGCUGUACUACUGCGUCCUGCAGGACUCGGAGGGGGGAACCAUGCUGUGGCCGUACCAGCUCCACGUCGGCCCCACAAACCAGGAGCCCCAAAACCCCAAAACUAGGCAGCGUGGUGCGUUCAGGGUCAGGAGGGAUGCUGGGUCUGUGGAGGAGGGGCAGGCAGAGGGGGUUUCAGACGGGCAGUUUGCAGCGGCGGUCGCGGCCUCGGUUCUGCUGACCUUUGUUCUGGGCUUCAGCGCCGGAGCCCUGAGCCGGACUCGUGUUCUCAGGUGUUUGGGGGCAGUCACUAGGAGGUUACAAUCGCCACGGAAACAACGCCGAACGGACACACAGGACCACGGCAGCGAGGUCACCGUGACAACCCUGCCUCCCGUGUCCGGCGAUCGGGCCUUCGAGACGACGCAGAGCGACGCGACGAUUUCAUCGUCAGCGUCAUCUCCGCCUAUCAAACCUCAGAGAAGCUUCCGGCAGAAACGACAGGAAGAGACGGGAGAAACCACGGCGUAUCUGGAGGGGUGUGACCACGAGAAAGAACAGGAGGAGGAGGAGGAGGUGGAGGCAGGAAGAAGCCUGGUGGAAAUGAACAAAGGAUGUGAUGUGGAGGCAGAGGACGGAAGAGAGUGCAGAGUGUCAGAUAACUGCUGCUGUGCUGAGUGA
Messenger RNA from Etheostoma cragini (Arkansas darter), 1059 nucleotides. RefSeq lists its product as uncharacterized. The transcript has 6 exons. NCBI's taxonomy places the organism in Eukaryota, Metazoa, Chordata, Actinopteri, Perciformes, Percidae. The coding region runs from base 1 to 1059 and encodes 352 amino acids. The record is from RefSeq and is a predicted model, not a curated record.